UAGUGAUCAGUGACACUGGGGCGGGCAAAUAGAAAUAGAAUAAGGCGGAGACCGUGUUGUUUGCGCGUACAUCUCUUUCUCCCUCACGUAUAUUUCUCUCCCUCUCUCCCUUCCGUUAUUCUUCGUCUCUUCCUAACCACCACUACUCUCCCUCUCUCUGGAUUCUUUGUGAUUCAAGCGAAUUUACAGGCGAAGAACAACCAAGACAUUCGACUGAGAGAGAGAGAGAAAGAGAGGGAGAGAGAUCGUUCGGCUCUUCCAAUCUGGCACACUUUUACUUCUUUAGGGACAAUUUUGAUGAAGCUUCUGGAGAGAAGCUGCAAGGAAGAUCACACUGGCCGACGCUCUAGUGAAAUCUCCCAAUUUCUCGAGCUGGGUCCGAGUCGGUGCAAGAACAGCGCGUUUUGGUUCUUCCAUUUGCACUCAUCUUUUCUCUUUCUGGAUUUCGUUCGUUUGGGUUCUUGUAUUGGUUUGGCGCCUGUCUGUUGAUUAUGGCUAGGUUUUGAUCCAAUGUGAACUCUGCUUUCUCGAGAUUUCUUUUUCUUGGCGGUGUCUCAAGACAUCUGGUUCCGGAAUAUUGAGAUGUGAGUGAGAUCAACAACCCUCGAAAAAGAAGAUUGAAAGAGAGUGAUAAAAAAAAAAGACCAACUGACUGUUCCUUUUUCCUUAAAGCGGAUUUUCAAUUGAACGAGUCUCUCAAAAAUGUCAAGCUUCAGUUGCUUCUCUGUACUGGCUGGGAGGAAGAAGAAAGCAAAGGGAAACAAGUCAUCUUCAAAGACCGAUGAAUGCGGCGAGAAGCAGAAGACCUUGCAAGUGAGUCUUGAAGGCCCUGCAAAAUCUUCUGAAACUGAUGAGCUGAAAUCAACUUCUUUUAGUGUUCUAGUUCCCCUUGGUAUUUCAGGUAAUUCUAGGUGCAAGAUCAAGGUAAUGAGCCAUGAGAGCCCUGUAAAAGGAGAGGUCGCAGAGGUAGCCUAUGAAGGGGAAGAUGAGCAUGAAGAGAACUUAGUUAUGAAAAGGGAUGACUCUGACUUUGAUUUUCAAACCCAUGUUCUGGAUCCAAAUGAAGAAAUUGAUCAAUCAAUGAACAGAAAGAUGGUAUAUUGGGGCUCCAUGGGCAACAAAACUAACAAUAAACUUGAAGAGGGUGUUGAUUUGAUUCAAAGUGGGCAUGUGAGUGAUCCCGGCAUUGGCAAGGCAGAGUUCUGGGGUUCCCCAAAGCUUAAGCGUUCCUGUUCCAACCCGGAAAGAGGGGAGUCACUCAAGAUACUUGACCAGUUGCCUCCAAAUGCGCAGUCUUUUGAAGAGCUGCAGAGAUUAGCCGAGAGGUCUCCCUGGAGUCCGAGAUCGGUAUCAUCCCACAGGAGUGCUGACAAAGUGAUGCUGAAGAAGCACUCUUCCAGUCAAGUGCUGCCCUCUCGGAGCAGAAAACUGUGGUGGAAAUUGUUUCUCUGGAGCCACCGGAACAUGCACGUGGCCCGGACUCCCAAGCCACAGAUGAUAUCUGUCGAAUCUCCUUACAAUCAGCAAGGUGGAUACUGCUCGGAAACUCUGGAGCCGAACAGAGGUUCCAGCCCGGGAAAAAUGGAACUGGGAUCACCCAGUUCGUUUACCAGAGAAGCAGCAACAAGUAGGGGCAAGAAUAUCAAUAACCAGAAUUGGGAUGCCUUUCGUGGAGGAACACUCUCUGGUUUCUGGCCAGAAAACCAGUGGGUUGCUUUCUCUACGGAAUCACCCUUAACAAGGGUGGAGGAGUGGGUAAAAGAACUUGCAAUCCAGCCUCCACUCCUUGAUAACGACAAUAACAACAACAAUGGAUUUGUUUCCUCAAUACCUCCAGAAACUAUUAGGCCUCCAGCAAGAAGCACAUCUCACUCGACUAGGCAUCCAAAUUUGAAUCUCUCUGAGGAGAUUUUACACGCCAAUACAGUUAUUCGGUCUCUAAAUUCUUCGUCAACGGUGGCACAUAUAACCGGGAUGGGAUUGAAAGUUACCCCAAUCCUCUCCCAGUUCUCCAGCCUUAGAUCCGUGAAUUUAUCAGGAAACUCAAUAGUUCAUAUUUCUCAUGGGUCUCUGCCAAAAGGCCUACACAGUCUCAACCUGUCCCGAAACAAAAUCAGCACAAUUGAAGGCUUCAGAGAAUUAACUCGGCUGCGCGUUCUGGAUCUCAGCUACAAUCGGAUCUCUCGUAUUGGACAGGGUUUAUCAAACUGUACAAUUAUCAAGGAGCUUUACCUUGCCGGCAACAAGAUUAGUGAAGUUGAAGGGCUUCACAGACUCUUGAAGCUGUCUGUGAUAGAUUUGAGCUUCAACAAGAUAAGUACAACAAAAGCACUUGGCCAACUUGUAGCCAACUACAAUUCCCUACUAGCUCUCAAUCUGCUGGGGAAUCCGAUCCAGAGCAAUAUUAGUGAUGACCAACUGCGCAAGGCAGUUUGCAGUCUUCUCCCGAAGCUCACUUAUCUGAACAAACAGGUGAUUAAUCCACACAAGGGGCGGGAUUUGGCUACAGAGAGUGUUGCCAAAGCUGCACUUGGGAACAGCAGUUGGAGUUCCCGGAGAAAAGCAGGGAAAAGGGUGACUCAAGGUGGAUCACCAUUUUCAUCUAGCGGGCACAGAAGCAGUGCCAGUGUAUGGCAAAGCAAGCACAGAUCAAAGAGCCAUGCUCACCACCACCACUCAGCUGCUCGAAAGCUGAAGUCGUCUGAACUUCCUUCCACAUCCUAUUAGAUGCAUUCCCCAUGCUUUGGGAAUUUGUGUUUUGUUUAUUAUUAGGUAAAUGGUAGAGGAAUUUACCUUUAGAAAUCAAGGCACUCCGCAAAUUGGUAGGAUCCUUUGCCUCCAUUUUUUCCAUUUGAAAAUUGUGAUUCUGUCUCUGGUUGUUUAAUUUAGAUGUAUGUAAAGUCCUCUUUUAAUUUAAUCUAGGUUUGCUCAUAAGAGUUAAAAUUUCUAUAGUCUACCCUACAUUGUGAGAUUUUGUGAUGUCGAUGUUGUUGUUGUUGUAGGUGUUCUCUAUCAGAAAUAAGAAACUUUCGGGUCUAUUCGGUUGUAGAAAACACUUCAUAAUUUUUCAACUCCAAUUUUUUAA
Diospyros lotus (date-plum) is the source of this 3085-nucleotide messenger RNA. RefSeq lists its product as uncharacterized. The record is from RefSeq and is a predicted model, not a curated record. Gene Ontology annotation, molecular function: protein kinase binding. Bases 703 to 2727 code for a protein of 674 amino acids. NCBI's taxonomy places the organism in Eukaryota, Viridiplantae, Streptophyta, Magnoliopsida, Ericales, Ebenaceae. The transcript is spliced from 5 exons. Gene Ontology annotation, cellular component: cytoplasm.